CACCAUGUCCGAUUCCUAAAGUAAGCAGACGUUAGUUUGCGGAGUGGUCAUAUUGACUUUAGUCAUCAAAAGCACAGAGUGACCGACACAGAAAGCGGUUACUGUCUGCAACUGUAACUAUCCAGUGGAAACCUGUCUCUUUUCAGUCUACCAAAUACUUGACAAGAAAGACCCAAUAAGAGAAGAAGAGCUGAGAAAAUCCUACGCGAUUCCUGAAUCGGAUCUCUGUGAAUCUCUUAGUUUGUCUUGGAAAAAAUGCACGGGAAUCACUUGCUUCUCGAGGAGCCUAUACGCAUGGCUUCCAUUUUGGAGCCUUCUAAGCGCACAGUAUAUCCUGCAAUGACGAAGAUAGUUGGCACACUCGGUUCGAAAUCGCGGUCUGUCGAGAUCAUUUCCGAUUGCCUUAAGGCAGGAUUGUCUGUGGCAAGGAUUGAUUUUUCAUGGGGCGAUAAUGAAUACCACCAAGAGACAUUGGACAACUUGAAGACGGCAAUCAAGAGUACCAAGAAGCUUUGUGCAGUUAUGCUAGACACAGUGGGCCCGGAGUUGCAGGUAGUUAAUAAAACUGAUAAUCCCAUUUCACUUCAGGCGGACAGUUUGGUUAUCCUUACACCAGAUCAAGAAAAAGAGGCCACCUCAAAUCUUUUACCCAUUAAUUUUACAGGGCUUGCGAAGGCAGUGAAAAAGGGGGACGCUAUUUUCAUUGGGCAAUACCUUUUUACAGGGAGUGAAACCACAUCAGUGUGGUUGGAGGUAACUGAGGUGCAUGGUGAAGAUGUGGUUUGUUUGAUAAAGAACUCUGCUACCUUGGCUGGAUCAUUGUUUACUUUGCAUGUUUCUCAAAUCCGUAUUGAUCUUCCAACACUCACGGAUAAUGAUAAGAAGGUCAUAAGCACAUGGGGUGUUCAUAACAAUAUAGACUUCCUGUCAUUGUCAUAUACGCGGCAUGCUGAAGAUGUUCGUCAAGCUCGUGAGUUUAUUUCCAAGUUAGGUGACCUCACCCAAACUCAAAUUUUCGCAAAGAUUGAAAACACGGAGGGAUUAACUCAUUUUGACGAGAUUCUGCAAGAAGCAGAUGGGAUCAUUCUCUCUCGUGGAAAUUUGGGAAUAGAUCUGCCACCGGAGAAGGUGUUUUUAUUCCAAAAGGCUGCUGUCUACAAGUGCAAUAUGGCUGGAAAGCCAGCAGUGGUGACUCGUGUUGUGGACAGUAUGACCGAAAAUCUGAGGCCCACUCGUGCUGAAGCCACUGACGUUGCCAAUGCAGUAUUGGAUGGAAGUGAUGCAAUUCUUCUAGGUGCAGAGACUCUACGGGGACUAUACCCUGUUGAGACCAUUUCCACCGUUGGAAAGAUUUGUGCUGAGGCGGAGAAGGUUUUCAAUCAAGAUCUUUAUUUCAAGAAGACUGCGAAAUAUGUUGGUGAACCAAUGACCCAUUUGGAAUCUAUUGCAUCCUCAGCAGUACGUGCAGCAAUUAUGGUCAAGGCCUCUGUAAUUAUUUGCUUCACUUCAUCUGGAAGAGCCGCAAGGUUGAUUGCAAAGUACAGGCCAACAAUGCCUGUAAUUUCUGUUGUUAUCCCCCGGCUAAAGACAAACCAACUUCGAUGGACUUUCACUGGCGCUUUUGAGGCGAGGCAAUCACUUAUAGUCAGGAGCCUUUUCCCCAUGCUUGCAGAUCCUCGACAUCCUGCCGAGUCUAGGAAUGAGACGAACGAGUCCAUUCUAAAGGUUGCUCUGGAUCAUGGCAAGGCCUCCGGUUUAAUCAAGUCACAUGAUCGUGUCGUUGUUUGCCAGAAAGUUGGUGAUGCAUCAGUUGUGAAGAUCAUUGAGCUCGAAGAUUAGAAGUAACAUUGCAUGUUGCUUUUUGUACGUUUUGCUUCCACAAACCGAGUAGUUUCAAAAAUAAGACGAGAGAUAUGUAUGUAGGGGUCUUUACUUAUGUAAGAAAAAUUCGGAUUUGAGAGGUUGAAAAGAAUAUAGAAAGCAAGAAGAGGGUUUGAGGCGUAUAGAAAUACUUUUCUUUAAGGCUUUA
This is a messenger RNA of Morus notabilis, 2029 nucleotides long. RefSeq names its product pyruvate kinase 1, cytosolic. NCBI's taxonomy places the organism in Eukaryota, Viridiplantae, Streptophyta, Magnoliopsida, Rosales, Moraceae. Gene Ontology annotation, cellular component: cytoplasm. The transcript is spliced from 17 exons. The coding region runs from base 256 to 1839 and encodes 527 amino acids. The record is from RefSeq and is a predicted model, not a curated record. Gene Ontology annotation, biological process: glycolytic process. Gene Ontology annotation, molecular function: potassium ion binding; magnesium ion binding; pyruvate kinase activity.